AUGCCAAUAUCUGGAAUUCAAGAGCUGCAGACCCAUUUGCAGCAUCUACUCGGCGACCCUUCUUUGCCGUUCAACCUGAAGCUUCUAGAUGAUGUUGAGCUUCAGCUCACUGAAGACAAUAUCCCUCCCCUCCUACCAGUCUUGCUGCCUCCUCUGACAGGAAUAUUGAAAUCAACAACCCAAGACCCAACGCCAUUACUAUCUCUGACAAUCAAGCUACUGUCACCUCUUUCCUUCACUCGGACUCUUACAAUUGCUGAUCCGCCAUCGCUGCUAACAGCUUUGAGCUCACCACUGCCUGGCGCUAAAUUGCUUGCGUUGGCUAUUAUCCACAAAGCUGCAAAGUCGCCCUCAGAUGCAUCCAUCCUGAGCACGCUGCCCGACGUCGUCGAAAUGCUUGUCCAGUCUUGGCUAGCCAGCGCAGACGUAGGUGUUGGCGAGCGUGCUGCUAGAGUGCUCGGUGACUUGCUGGAGACGGACUGCGAGGCUGUCGACAAGGGUACAAACAUUGCUCAUUCCAGGCCUCUGAUAAAUGGAGAUGAAGUUGUCAAGCGCAGUGUUCCAGGCCACGGUAGAUUAUGGCGCCUGAUACUGUCGAGCCGACCCAGCCUCACGCUGAUACAACAGCUUUGUUCAACCAACUCUGCAUAUCUGGGCCAACCACGCUCUGCGCAUCAGGUUUCUAUCUCCCAGGGGCGACUUCUGAGGUUAUUGCCACGCCUCUGCACUCUCAACAUCGGGGCCUUGAGCCAUCCUGUACUCCAAGAUGUUUUUACCUUGCCCGAAGAAAUCGGCAGUCAAGUGGGGAACGGACUGCUUCAAUGGGCAGCCCUUGGCAUGGUGGACAAGUCGGACACGUUGAUGCACCUCAGUCUUGUGGACUUUUUUGAAACUUUUGUCAGCGUUAUGCGGGUGUCAAGACGAUCUGCUGAAGUGGACGCAUUCAUACACAAGCUUUUGACAACGGCACUUGAGCACGACAGCGAGCUGGAGGCUGCACUGAAGCGGCUCCCGGACAGGACCGUUGAAGGCGAGGCGGAGCUUGUACGGGCAUAUAUAACGGGGAUACUCGACUAA
Metarhizium album ARSEF 1941 is the source of this 1077-nucleotide messenger RNA. RefSeq lists its product as uncharacterized. The coding region runs from base 1 to 1077 and encodes 358 amino acids. The transcript has 2 exons. NCBI's taxonomy places the organism in Eukaryota, Fungi, Ascomycota, Sordariomycetes, Hypocreales, Clavicipitaceae. The record is from RefSeq and is a predicted model, not a curated record.